CAGAUUCCGAAGGAGUGCAUUCAUUACCACAACUCACUUCGACACCUCAACUUCAAAAUGGCGACAUAUAUUCGCUCCCUAGCUCGAGCAGCAGCUCGCAUUUCAAAACCUUCAUCCUUGCUUAUAUCUCGUCAAGUUCCUGCUGCCAUGGUUGCUCGUAAAUAUCAUGCUUUCCGCCCAUCGGAGAUCGCCUACAAAGGGAAGAAACACGCCAUUUUGGAUGAAGACGACGAAGAGCUCGAAGCUGAAUUACAGGAAUUGGAAAGAGAAAAACGAGAGAUGGAAGCAUUGGAGCGCGGCGAAUCGCUUGAUAAAUCAGAGAAUGCUGAAAUUUCUGGAUCAGACUCAGUACAUUUUGAAGAGCUUUAUAAUAAGAUUCUUGACCACACUACGAUCACAACGCCACACCAUGAGUUACCUCGUCAUACUUCUCUUUUCCAUUUGACACGAUCUGUUUCUUCGUUGGAGCAAGCACAGUCUUUACCACCAUUGGUAAAGCAGUGGCGUCAGCGCAAACUUCCUAUCUCGAUUUUUGUCACCAACAAAUUGAUCCAUGCAAUCUGCAAAGCCGGAUCACCAGAAACUGCUAUUGAGUUGUUAGGUGAUAGGGAAACCUAUGGACUCAAUCCCGGGCAGGCUACUAUGCGCCGUGUUAUCCGUUCGUUCAUCAAAGAUGUUGAUGUUGCAGGGCAAGGGUCGGAUGAGGGGCUUGAAAAGUUGGAUGGAGCCUUCAAGGUCAUGGCAUUGAUCCCCUACUAUAACUUGGCCGCUGAUGAUGCCUCCGUCUAUGCUAACCUAGUCAGAGGUUCAUUAAUGUAUGGUGGUGAAGAGGGUCUCAGAAGAGCCAGCGUUACUAUGGAUGAGUAUUUAUUGAUUGAUGGAGAACGUGAAACGCCAUUGACACGUAAACGAGCAGCUGAGCUUGUUGCAGCAGCUGAACGGCUGAAUGAAGCAUAUAAAGCAAAAGGCGAUGCUGUUGAAAAGAUCAAGGAGCUUGAAAAACAUAUUACUCAAUGGAAGAAGGGUCUGUAGAGAUUAGGCGUUUUAUAUAUAAUACAUUUCAUAGGUUUUCAAAGCGUGGGGUAGGCAAAGAGUAACGUAAAGUCAAAGUUGAGAACGAAUAUAUUCCAUUAGAUUUUAGCAUAGACAAACGGAGG
This is a messenger RNA of Lobosporangium transversale, 1157 nucleotides long. RefSeq lists its product as hypothetical. Gene Ontology annotation, molecular function: protein binding. Lineage: Eukaryota; Fungi; Mortierellomycota; Mortierellomycetes; Mortierellales; Mortierellaceae. Bases 58 to 1032 code for a protein of 324 amino acids. The record is from RefSeq and is a predicted model, not a curated record. The transcript has 3 exons.